UACAUUUCCCAUAAUGCCAUUGUUUACGUGUGGACAGGUCGCUUUCACUUAGCCCUGUGCUCUCCUGCUUCUUCUAAGCGUGAUUCGUGUAAUAAUGCAGCCCUAUCUUACUGUAAUGUUUAGCUUCAAAAUGAACCACUUGUUUGUCUGAAUCGUCGUGGUCUACAAACGGAGCAAACGUCAACAUGAAAUGGAGAUAACCCGUGCCAGGCCGUCCUUGUACGGAGAAAUAGCUCAUGGUCUUGGAUUCUGGACCGACCGGUCUGCAGUGCAUGAGGCUGCUGCACAGGGCCGGGCCCUCCAGCUGCAGCAGUUAAUCGAGGGAGGUGCAGCAGUUAACAUCGUGGCAGUGGACUCCAUCACCCCUCUGCAUGAGGCAUGUAUACAAGGACAGACCCAAUGUGUCAGACUGCUGCUGGAUGCUGGUGCACAGGUGGAUGCUCGUAAUAUCGAUGGCAGCACUCCGCUGUGUGAUGCCUGUGCAGCAGGUAGCCUGGAGUGUGUGAAACUGCUGUUGGAGUAUGGUGCAACAGUAAAUCCUCCACUGUUUACCUUCUCGCCGCUUCAUGAGGCUUGCAUGGGAGGUAAUUCAGAGUGUGUUCAGCUCAUGAUUGAUCAAGGAGCUUUCAUGGAGGCUCAUGACUGUCACUACGGCACACCGCUCCACGUAGCAUGUGCCAGGCAACAUUAUGACUGCGCCAAAGUUCUCCUCAAUUCAGGGGCAAAUGUGAAUGCUGCCAAGUUCCACGAGACGGCCCUUCAUCAUGCAGCUAAAACGAAGAAUGUGGACUUGAUUGAUCUUCUUGUGGAGUUUGGGGGGAAUUUAUACGCCAGGGAUAACCUGGACAAAAAACCAAUCCACUACACCGGCCUGGCGUCUCCCUCUCACCUUUGCCUGGAGUUCUAUGAGAAUACGCCCCUCAGUCUGCAGCAGAUCAGCAGACUGGCUUUGAGACAGUCCCUCGGAACAAGAGCACAGGAAGUUGUUUCCAAGCUGGACCUGCCCAAUAGCAUCAUGCGUUUUCUUUCUUACAUACCACCUCCGGUCAUUGAAAUUUAAUUUCAGGAACUUAUGAUGCAGCACUUUGCACAGAGUGUCUUCUGGCUCUCUGCUGGAUCCCUUUCUGCUAAGUCACGACGAGAUUUCCAAUUUGGUAGACGUGCAGCACAGAUGGCACCAGAAAACCAGUAGGGUACAGAGAAAAUGUCAAAAUUAAAAUGAUAACACAGUUAUCCAUCGCAAGAGCACAAUCUGUUUAGGAACCGCAAGAUAACCAGCAUAUGAAAACAUCUGCUUUUAUUUUAUUAUUCUAUUUAACCUUUGUUUUACCAGGAACAUUUUCACUAUGAAAAAACAAAAUCAGCAGCAUGAAAAGUUUCACAUGAAGAACAAACAACAGAGCAGAAUUACCAUCGGACCAUAAAUUAACAGCAGUCAGCAGUGAGCCGUGUAUACACUGAUCAAAUGAUCAUGAAUGUUCAGACAGGUUGGAGGUAAUCUUUAAAUAAACACCUGCCUACACACAGGUUCAGCAGACACAGAGUAACACAAGAAUUCCUAGUGAGUUCUGAUUAUGGAAUGACUGACUGUGAAGGCUGUUUCGUCAUGAGCGGGGGAUCCGGCCGAAGAUUUCUGCCUUUUAAUAAGACAGUUUUUUCUUACCACUGUAACUUUUGCUGCUUUGCUAAAGUGCUCAUGAUGGAUAGGCCGGAUCUUUGUAACAUAACAAUGAGUAAGGUCUUUUUACCUGCUCUUUUGUAACAUAACAAUGAGUAAGGUCUUUUUACCUGCUCUUUUGUAAUGUUAACAGACAAAGAGUAAGGUAUUUUACCUGCUUUUUGUAAAGUGUCUCGAGAUAACACUUGUUAUGAGUUGACGCUAUACAAAUAAAAAUUGAUUGAAUUGAUUGAUUGAUGACUAUAAGAAAGUUUAGUCCAAUAUUUACCUCUGAUUUUGUCCACAGUCUCUUCAUUUACUUAAACUCUGCUACACACGGGAAAAUCACGCCUUUAUCUUCUUCGUUUUGCUGCAAACCAUUUUACUAGGAAAUCAUAAAAAAAACAACCUUGGAGAGGAAAAGUGUAAAGGAAAGUGUCAAGUUUUAAAUUCCAAGUCACAAAAUUUCAGCGAGAUCCAUUUGGCCAACGGGCGCAAAUAUAAACACAGCUGCAUCAUCGGACUAAAGCGUCACACCAUGAACAGAUCAGAAUUAACUUUACAAGAGUGAUGUCUGGACUUUGAAGUUGCCAUUUUAUUCAGCUUGUCUUUGGUAAAUAGUCUUUGGGAGCAAGCUGUGCUAACUUACUCCUCCUGUUUAUUUUAGAACGUACUGCUCUGUCAGAUUGUUUGCUGUUGUGUUGGAAUGAGGUCCUGCAAACAUUACCUUGCUGCUGGAAUCUGUGUUUUCCUGCAUAGAUGUAGUGACAUUCAAAUUGCAAGUGGGAAUAUCAGCUGGGAACUAUCAGCUUUAUCCAACGGAUGCAGAAAUACUACGUGGAGUUGAAUGUACUCGUAUAACUGCUAGCUGUAUCAGAGCCUUUAACUGUUGAUUUUCUACUACAGAUCACUUUGAAUCCCUCUGGAGUUUUAAGUCAGUAUUAACAUCUAGAAGCAUUUCUUAAUCAACUUUAAAUGAGCUGUCUUGCUCAUAAUGAAUACGUGUGAGUGUGCAAUGUUUGUAACAGUUUGUUGAACCCAAAGGGACCAUGAAGUAGUCUGAUUACAAGGACUUCGUAUUUGUAUAUUUUCUGUAACUAUUGAUGUACAUUUGUAAAUAAUACAGAUGGUUCUACCUCUACGACAUUAGUGUAAAUAAACAGGACUGUUUGAAAA
Messenger RNA from Labrus mixtus (cuckoo wrasse), 2833 nucleotides. RefSeq names its product ankyrin repeat and SOCS box protein 13-like. Bases 191 to 1060 code for a protein of 289 amino acids. Gene Ontology annotation, biological process: intracellular signal transduction; protein ubiquitination; positive regulation of protein catabolic process. Lineage: Eukaryota; Metazoa; Chordata; Actinopteri; Labriformes; Labridae. Gene Ontology annotation, molecular function: protein binding. The record is from RefSeq and is a predicted model, not a curated record. The transcript is spliced from 6 exons.